AGAUGCGCCGCUGUUCUUAGGUCUGGCCAAAAUGGCAGCCCUGGAAGAAGAAUUCACGUUGUCUGCGGUAGCCCUGGGCGCCGGGCCUGACGGAGUCCUAGGUGUGGAGCCGAGCGACAAAACAGACCAGUUUCUGGUGACGGACAGCAGCAGGACCGUCAUCCUCUAUAAGGUUUCAGAUCAGAAACCCUUGGGGAGCUGGUCAGUGAAACAAGGUCAAAUUAUAACAUGUCCUGCUGUGUGCAACUUUCAAACUGGAGAGUAUAUUGUUGUACAUGAUAACAAGGUUUUGAGAAUUUGGAAUAAUGAAGAUGUAAACCUGGAUAAAGUGUUUAAAGCUACAUUGUCAGCUGAGGUAUAUAGGAUACACUCAAUACAAGGGACAGAACCAGUAGUGCAGUUCAAAGAAGGUGCCGUUCGUGGUUUAGAGGCCUUGCUUGCAGAGCCCCAACAGAAAAUUGAAACUGUAAUCUCUGAUGAAGAAGUGAUUAAGUGGACAAAGUUUUUCAUGGUAUUUAGGCAUCCUGCUUUAAUUUUUAUUACUGAAAAACAUGGAAGUUAUUUUGCUUAUGUACAAAUGUUCAACUCACAAAACUUAAGCAAAUACACACUUUCACUUGGAAAAGAAGAAAAAUGUAUUACACCGAAUUUUACUGCAUACGUGGAUCGGAAAUUCAUCUCUUUGAUGUCAAUAAGCUCUGAUGGAUGUAUAUAUGAAAGCUUGAUACCAGUAUAUCCAAGUGACACAGAAAAAAAUCAGAGGGUAGUUAGAUCACAGUUGCUUAAAGCUGUUGUGUCUGGUAGUUCUCGGACUGGUGUCGCACUCACUGUCCUGGAUCAAGAUCACAUAGCAGUCCUGGGACCUCCAAUGCCAACUUCUAAGGACUGCCUCUCCAUAUGGAACAUAAAAUUUCAAACACUGCAGACUUCAAAAGAGUUACCACAAGGGAGCAGUGGUCAACUGUGGUAUUAUGGUGAAAAUUUGUUCAUGCUGCAUGGAAAAGUUCUAACUGUGAUUCCAUACAAGUGUGAAGUGUCAUCAUUAGCUGGUGCUCUUGGAAAACUCAAGCAUAGUCAAGAUCCAGGCACUCACACCAUACCCCAUUUUGUUAACUGGGAAACAUCUCAGGGAUAUGGACUUGGAUCACAGAACUCAGAGCCAUCAAGGAGAAUUUUAAGGAGAAAAAAAGUUGAAGUGAGUUUACAGCCAGAAGUUCCAGCAUCUGAACAACUUCUAUCAGUCAUAAAGAAAGAUUCAGAAAAACACAUUGAAGUAGAACUACGUAAAUUUUUGGCUGUCAAAUGGACACCUGACUUUCAUACACUAGUUGGGGACAUUGUAACAGGACUUCUGGGAAGAUGUAAAGCAGAACCAUCAUUUUAUCCCAGGAACUGUCUCAUGCAGCUUAUCCAAACACACACACUUUCCUACAGCUUAUGCCCUGGCUUAAUGGAAAUUGCCUUAGAAAAAACAGAUGUACAGAUGUUACAGCUUUGUCUGCAACAGUUUCCUGAUAUUCCUGAGUUAGUCACCUGCGCUUGCUUAAAAAUUUUCUUGAGCAUUGGUGAUGACAGUCUUCAAGAAAUUAAUAUCAAUAUGGAGUCAGUUUUUGAUUAUAGUGAUACCAAACAAGAUGAGAAAAUGGAAGAGCAAACUGAAAUUCUUCAAAAUGGCUUCAAUCCUGAAAAUGGUAACUGCGGUAACUGUAAUCAAGAGGUAAAUGAAAAGCCUCAGAAUGCAAUGGAGGAGAGUGCCUCAUGCCCUGUGACACCAAAAAGAGCAGCUCUGUUAAAUGCAAUUCUUCAUUCAGCAUAUAGUGAAAUAUUUCUUCUGCCUCACUUGAAGGACAUCCCUGCACAGCAUACCACUCUAUUUCUACAAUAUUUGUAUUUCCUUUAUUUGAAGUGUAGUGAAAAUGCUACUAUGACUCUUCCUGGAAUACACCCACCAACCUUAAGCCAGAUCAUGGAUUGGAUAUGUCUACUUCUGGAUGCUAAUUUUACUGUUGUGGUAAUGAUACCAGAAGCAAAAAGGCUCCUGAUAAAUCUUUAUAAGUUUGUGAAAUCCCAGAUAUGUGUUUAUUCCGAACUCAACAAGAUCGAAGUAAGUUUUCGAGAGCUACAGAAAUUAAAUCAAGAGAAGAAUAAUAGAGGAUUAUAUUCAAUUGAAGUGUUGGAACUCUUCUGAUAUUAGCAGUUUUCCUUCAUAGGCAUUUUAUGAAGCUGUUUUAUGUGAACUCUUCCUGUUCAUCCAGGCAAGAAAGGUUUUGUUUGUGACCAUCUCUCAGUGUCAAGAGAAAGGUGUCAGUGAGUAUCUGGACGAUCACAUAUUGCUCCUUGGCAGGACUACAGGUUUCACAUGAGCCUACUCUAGAUUGUGGACAGUGCUGGGAGAAGGUCUGAAAGUUUUUUAAAUAUGUGGCUUACCUGAUUUUAAGUAAACUUAUUUGUGUAUUGAUAAAAGUCUAUUUUCUUA
Molecule: messenger RNA, 2476 nt
Organism: Sciurus carolinensis (gray squirrel)
Lineage: Eukaryota; Metazoa; Chordata; Mammalia; Rodentia; Sciuridae
Gene: Nol11
Product: nucleolar protein 11
Exons: 18
Coding region: 32-2188 (718 amino acids)
Biological process (GO): maturation of SSU-rRNA
Cellular component (GO): nucleolus; nucleus
Molecular function (GO): RNA binding; protein binding
Source: RefSeq, a predicted model, not a curated record